Messenger RNA from Manihot esculenta (cassava), 2107 nucleotides. RefSeq names its product galacturonosyltransferase 8. Lineage: Eukaryota; Viridiplantae; Streptophyta; Magnoliopsida; Malpighiales; Euphorbiaceae. The record is from RefSeq and is a predicted model, not a curated record. The coding region runs from base 151 to 1833 and encodes 560 amino acids. Gene Ontology annotation, molecular function: polygalacturonate 4-alpha-galacturonosyltransferase activity. The transcript has 3 exons.
CCUUUCUCUUCUCCCCUUGGAUAGCGAAAGCCAAUAGCAGCACAAAGAGUCGAGAGCUCUCUCUCUCUCUCUCUCUCUCUCUCUCUGUCUCUGUGACAGUUUUAUCUUCUUCUUCUUCUCUCCCGCUAACCAAAUCAAUCAAAGGGCAAAAUGGCGAAUCAUCGAAGCUCGCGAAUUGGAUUGAUACGGAGUUUCAGUUUGUCGUUUAGGCUCUUGGCCUCCGCCAUUACGGUUGCGGUGUUUCUCUUCUUCGCUGUCUCCUUCCUUUUCACUUCUCACUCUCACUCUUCUUCUGAUCUCCACCACUUUGGAUUCAGCAGCGUACAUUAUGGAUUGGGAUCCGGGAGAAGAUCCGUACUCGCACUGAAAUCGGAUCCGCUGAAGCCACGAUUGGACCAGAUCCGAAAACAAGCUGACGACCACCGAUCUCUCGCCCUGGCAUACGCAUCCUAUGCUAGGAAGCUCAAGCUCGAGAACUCAAAGCUCGUUAGGGUUUUUGCGGAUCUCUCGAGAAACUAUACCGAUCUCCUUAACAAGCCUGCAUACCGGGUUCUGUUUGAGUCGGAUUCGCUUUCCAUUGAAGAAUCCACGCUACGUCAAUUCGAGAAGGAGGUGAAAGAGCGAAUCAAAGUCACUCGCCAAGUAAUUGCAGAGGCAAAAGAGAGUUUUGACAAUCAGCUGAAAAUUCAAAAGUUGAAGGAUACAAUUUUUGCUGUUAAUGAGCAAUUAACUAAAGCGAAAAAGCAAGGGGCUUUCUCGAGUUUGAUCGCUGCAAAGUCCAUACCUAAAAGCUUGCAUUGCCUUUCUAUGAGGUUAAUGGAGGAGAGAAUUGCACAUCCUGAGAAAUAUACUGAUGAAGGGAAGCCACAGCCACCUGAAUUGGAGGAUCCAAAGCUUUACCAUUAUGCGAUUUUCUCAGAUAAUGUGAUUGCUGCUUCGGUGGUGGUGAACUCUGCAGUGAAAAAUGCAAAAGAGCCCUGGAAACAUGUUUUUCAUGUUGUGACUGAUAAAAUGAAUCUGGGGGCGAUGCAGGUUAUGUUCAAAUUGAAGGAUUAUAAUGGGGCACAUAUAGAAGUGAAAGCUGUAGAGGAUUAUAAAUUCUUGAAUUCGUCUUAUGUGCCCGUGCUUAAGCAAUUGGAAUCUGCAAAUCUGCAGAGGUUUUACUUUGAGAACAAGCUUGAGAAUGCAACCAAGGAUACUACAAAUAUGAAGUUCAGGAACCCCAAGUACUUGUCAAUUUUGAAUCAUUUGAGGUUUUACUUGCCUGAGAUGUACCCUAAGUUGCACAGGAUAUUGUUUUUAGAUGAUGAUAUCGUGGUGCAGAAGGACUUAACUGGGUUGUGGAAGAUCGAUAUGGAUGGGAAGGUUAAUGGGGCAGUGGAGACUUGUUUUGGGUCAUUUCAUAGGUAUGCACAAUAUAUGAAUUUCUCACAUCCUCUGAUCAAGGAGAAGUUUAAUCCCAAGGCAUGUGCUUGGGCUUAUGGGAUGAACUUCUUUGAUUUGGAUGCUUGGAGGAGGGAAAAAUGCACAGAGCAAUAUCAUUAUUGGCAGAAUCUGAAUGAGAACCGAACCUUGUGGAAAUUGGGGACAUUGCCUCCAGGUUUAAUCACCUUUUACUCAACAACGAAGCCAUUAGACAAGUCAUGGCAUGUUCUGGGGCUUGGCUACAAUCCGAGCAUCAGUAUGGACGAGAUUCGCAAUGCUGCAGUGGUGCACUUCAAUGGAAACAUGAAGCCGUGGCUUGACAUUGCCAUGACGCAGUUUAAACCACUUUGGACAAAACACGUCGACUAUGACUUGGAGUUUGUCCAGGCCUGCAAUUUCGGUCUUUAGUCAUCUCAUGCUCCUGCCAAAUCAUAGUUGUGCAACAAAAAUCAAAUCUUUUGAAGCUGCUACUUAUUUCGUUACACGAUCACCAAUUGUUCUUAACAUGGGAAAAAAAAAUCAGCGGCAUCUUUUCAAGUGUAGCAUAUUACUUAAUAUUAAUUCUAGAUUUCGUCUUCAGGUUAUUUAUACGUGUCAAGCAACUAGAAUUUGUGUUUGGCAAGUGUAGCUGUUAAGAAUAUGGCUAUAGCAUUAAAGAAGCUUACGAUCGUUUGUUCUCGCA